Bicyclus anynana (squinting bush brown) is the source of this 3841-nucleotide messenger RNA. RefSeq names its product omega-amidase NIT2. The record is from RefSeq and is a predicted model, not a curated record. Gene Ontology annotation, biological process: L-glutamine metabolic process; oxaloacetate metabolic process. The transcript has 6 exons. Lineage: Eukaryota; Metazoa; Arthropoda; Insecta; Lepidoptera; Nymphalidae. Gene Ontology annotation, molecular function: omega-amidase activity. Gene Ontology annotation, cellular component: mitochondrion. Bases 223 to 1119 code for a protein of 298 amino acids.
CGUUUUGAGCAAAUCAAAAAUCAAAACAGUUUUAAAUUGUCAAUUCCCCGGGUUUUCCUGAAAGUGAGAUUGUUUACUUUAAAGUUCUAUGCGAUUCUGAAAAGCACUUAAAGUUAGAAACAAUUAAUAUAUAAACGUGCACUGUGAACAGACUGUCCAGUUGAAUAUGUUGAGACGAGGUAAUCGUUCUUAAUUAAAACUAAACAGGAAAUAGUCCAAAAAAUGUGUGCCAGUGCUAUAGAUGCUGUUCAUCCGAGGUUCACUAAGAAACCAGCUCAGAUUCGUAAGGGGUUUAAGAUAGCGCUAGUGCAGCUGUCGGUGGGUGCGGACAAGGCGCAGAACGUGGCGGCCGCCGUGAGCGAGAUCCACCGCGCCAAGCAGCAGGGCGCGCACAUCGUGGCCUUGCCGGAGUGCUUCAACUCGCCUUAUGGCACUAAGUUCUUCGCGGAGUAUGCGGAAGAGGUGCCGUCGGGCGCCACGUGCCGCGCGCUGUCCCGCGCCGCUGCGGAGGCGGGCGUGUGCGUGGUGGGCGGCACCGUGCCGGAGCGCUGCGGCGGCGCGCUCUACAACACGUGCACCGUGUGGGACGGCAGCGGGAAACUGCUGGCGCAGCACAGGAAGAUGCACCUGUUCGACAUAGACAUUCCCAACAAGAUAACGUUCAAGGAGUCGGAGGUGCUGAGCGCGGGCGACCAGAUCACCAGCUUUGAGUACCAGGGCGUCAUGAUCGGCGUGGGGAUCUGCUACGACCUGCGCUUUUCGGAAAUGGCGCACCUCAUGGCCAAACAAGGCUGUUCAAUACUCAUAUACCCGGCUGCUUUCAACAUGACGACGGGCCCCAAACAUUGGGAACUGCUGGCAAAAGCGCGCGCUAACGACGAGCAACUUUGGGUGGCGCUGGUCAGCCCUGCCAGAGAUACCGAGGCUGGCUACGUGGCUUGGGGUCAUUCUACGCUGGUCGACCCUUGGGCCAAUGUUGUGGCCAAGCUGGAUGAGAAGCCUGGCACUUUGUUUGCCGAUAUUGAUCUAACGGUAGUAGAGGAAGUGCGCAGUCAAAUACCAGUGCGUGUUCAGAGGAGGACGGACGUAUAUGACACCGUGCUUAAAACCAAAUGCUAACUGUGCCCAGUGUUUACGAUUAAAUAUGGCUCCCGAGCUAGGAGCAAAUUUCAGGGAUGAUACAAACCUGGACCAAAACUUAUACAAUUCUAGGCAGUGUUAUCCUAUGCAGUUUAGAAAUAGACAGCUGCGCAAAGUCAAAAUUCAUUUAUUUCAAUUAGGCUUAGUUUACAAGUACUUUUGAAAGGUCAAGAUGAUGUCAUAAUUAAAUUUAAUGGUAGUAAUAAUAGUCGAAAACUUAAAACUAAACUUACGAAAAGCUAAAACAAAAAGCUUUUUUGUACUCCAAUUUCGUAAUGUAGUCAAUAUAAAACUUCGAAACUAUAUCACAAAGCUAUUAAUUUCCUACAGGUCGUUUGGUAAUGUUCACCACGGGUGAACUGUGCUACAAUGUUUUUUUUUUUUAAUUUUUAAUAGUUAUAUAGCAUUGGCUACAAAAAUUCAGGCUUCCUUAUAGGAGACAAAAUCUAGGAGACCACGCUGAGACUAAAUUGAGGAGGCUUUGCGCAGCGUCAAUUCUAUAUUCUUUACCAAGUUUUGUUAUUUCUUUUAUCAUGGUUGUCGAACAAGUAUUGUAUGUCACUGCACGUAAUCAGCAAUUAUAGCACUUGUGCUUUAAAAAUCAUUCAUACAAUGGCCUCCAUUACAUGACAGUGCCAUAAAUAACAUUUUUUUUAAAAUUACUGAAUAAAAGUUUUAUACCAUUAUCUAAAGAAAACGAUGUUGCCUUUUUUCACAUAUCUUCAUGAGAUCAGCUGACGCUCAUUCCAUUACUAUGUUUGAGCUGAUAAUUUUUUUUUUGUGCAAGAUAUAAUAUGGUCAAUAUUUUUAAAUUGACCAUAUUAUAUCUUGCACAAAAUGAAAUUACUGAUUUGUUUUUACUUUGAGAAGCUUCUCAUCAACCUAACAUCAAAAUCGUAGCUGACUAUUCUUAAUUUGCAAACAACACUGUUAAGUAAUUGCACAGUUUUUGGGCCUGAAGGAAAUAACUGAAGAUAUUUGUUCCUGGCUUGGAGACUAAUAAUACUAGAACAGAAUCAAUUAAGUGAUCAUUUGUCAAUAGCUAAAAGUUAUGUUGUUUAUAUAAUUGUCGUAUGUAUUUAAAAUAUUAUACAUAUACUCUUUUAUAGUAGAAACACUCUGAAAUUAUUCAAUUAAUACUCUAAAUGUUUUUAUCAAUAGCAUAUUUAUUGAAAUAUGUUGGUGUUUUUAAUUUAUUGCUUAAAACUUUUCGGAAAUGUAGGUAUUUUAAAAUUAACGUAGGUCAUAGGUGCUAUUUGUGGUAUCUAUGUACAUUUUAAAAUAUUUUUAGAGAUAUUUUUUUUCUUUCACUAAUUUUUUUUUUACUAUUUUACUUCGUUGUUAAUGUUUAAUUUUUACACAAUGAGGAAUUUAUGUUGCUAAACACCGCCUAUUUUAUAAAUAUCUAAAUACAAGCACGCACUACAAGUUUGCCGCCGCGUAAAAGGCGGUAGAGUCGCUCUACAAUAUAGUACCAAAGAGUUCAAUUGCAAACGGCGAACUAGUAAUGCUUGCUUGGCCUAAGGUAGGUUUUUAAAUGAUGUAAAUCAAUGAAAACUCAUUAAAUAUUAUUAUUUUAAUAAAAAACUCAAUAUUUUUUUACCAUUACAUUACAUAUUAUUGCCUAAGUAAAUUAUUAUUGCCUGGCAACACUCAUACUUCGGGCGUGUAUUGUCUAUGGAUAAAUGUAAAGCUUGACCAGUUGGCUCAAAAGGGCUAGAACUCACAGCUGUAAAAGCAGAUAGUGACCUAACCAGAAAUUAAAAAAAUGAAAGCAGCCUUGGAAGAGAUUAGUUCCUUUUUUAUCCGCAACAUGGUGCAGAUUUGUAUUUUUCUGGUCAGGUUGUUGUAAUUCGUCACUUCCGAUGAAAUGUUUUACAGAGGUUUUUGUUACAGUUCAUCCGGGAAUGUACUACUACCGUCACACUUUUUUUCUCUAAACAGCAUUGCUGUGUGCCUGUUUGCAGGGUGUAUCAUUCAAAUAAUGAGUCACUACAUCGUAUUUUCAACUAAAUGACUUAUGUAUCUUCAUUUUACGUAAAGUAACAGUAUUAUUAAAGUGGCAUUAACAGUUAGUAAGAUUAAUUUCAACGAAAAACCGUUAUUUACGUAUUUUCAUUGAAAUAACCGUGUUAGAUGAUCGUUAAAUCAAAAACAUCGCUGCCAUUUGAUGUAAAAUGACGUAGUCAAGAUAAUUUCGUUGAAAUAACUGUUAGAUAAUCACAAUUACGAUGAAAAACGAUGUAGUGACUUAUUAUUUGAAUGGUACACUGAGUUACAUAAUAACUCUACUGAAGGGUUUAAUUGCUUAAUACGUCUCAGGUUGAUACACUUUAUAAGACGUAUGUUUUGCAUACUCUGCGAACUUAGAUGUAAUAAAAAGCCCGGAUACCGUCUCCUGAACUAAAUAGUGACGCACCUCAAUGAUGCCAGUUCGCAUAUAUACGCCGGACACGCAUGCAGAUUAUUAUUAUCUGGCAAUACACUUCACACUUCAUUAAGGUUCUUCGGUUGUUUGACAGGUACCGUCUGCCUAUUUUAUAAGUCUAUGCCUCCGAAGUGCUCUGUUUAUAGGUGAUAGUCAGUUACUACAAAAAUAUGUCCCAGGCAAAAAUAAUUUACAAAUUAUUAUAAAUGUUAAAAUGUAAAACUUUGAGAUAUAUUUUGUUAAAUGUUGUUUAUUAUAUACAUUGUACUUAUA